ACAUCCUCUCCCUCUUACUGCGUUCUGAAAUGUGAACACUUCUUUGCUGGUUUCGAGUUAGUGUAGCUGUGCCGUCCUUUCAGUACUCCUCAAACUCAAGGCAGAUCUACUGCACGACACUUGGUCACAUACAACCAGCGAACUCGCUUGCAUCAGUGCUAUCUCGGAGAGGUCCCAAUUACGCGAUCCAAAACCACUCGAACCAUGCACAUCUACCAUGUAGGCAUGGCGUAACCAACCCUUCCCAGAUGCGUCGGCAAGGCAGACAUGAGCCCGUUGCUCCAACAAAAUCCUCGACGAUGGCUCACAGCGAAGCGUGGCACAACUUUGCGAUCGCAUUGGUUGGAUUAACGUGGUUGUCAUCUACGCAUGCGCAGCGGUUUCGAUCGCCAUGGCUACACGAGGUGGAGAACCUGGAGGCAGAGCCUGGGUAUCGGAGCAUCACUUUGCGGUGGAAGUACCCUCAUGUGCCCGAACCUUUCGCCUUCCGUGUUCAAGUGUGUGAAGUCUUGCCAUGGCAGCCACGUGCAAGGUGUCGUGUUCGAAGCCUGGAAGUUCCCAGUCGAGUGGGCCAGAGACGUUUCGGUGAUUUCUCCAUCGAUGCAAAGGAGCCAGGCCACGAUACGUUACGUCGGGGCGCCAGGAAAGGCUGGUACCAAGCCCAGAUCCAAGACCUGCGCAUGCUGUCCAAUUACACAGUUGCAGUUGAGCCGGACUUUGGAUCGAGCCGGAAUUCUCUGCUGUACGCUUCAUCCGCUGUUGAUGAGGACAGACUCCAGUUGAUCACCUCGGAGUUUACGACUGUCACAACCAAAGGAUUUGCCGCACGUGCCGAGCGUUGUUUGGCAAACUCUUCCGAAGUUGUCGUUCGCACCGGUCCAUACUUCGCCGGGAAGAUUGCCGUCGAAGACGCCCCGGAAGCGUGCUCCGUCGUUGGAAACCCGGCCUCGCCCCUGGAUGCGUACACUCUCCUUAUUGAUCACAAGCUCUGCCGAAGUCGUAUUGUGAACCAGUCAAAAAUUGAGACCAAUAUCAUUGUGCACGAAAAUCGCGAUAUCAUCACCCACAACACUAGGCGAUAUCUCGUCGUGUGCAGCUUCGUUCCUGACACCUAUACCAUCACAGCCUCAGUGAGCCUUCCUACACUGAACAAGAAGAAGACCCUAGUUGGAAAAGAUCUCGUUCCAGAAGUGUUAGACCCAAACGAGGUGUUCACCUACAAGGACAGUCACGUUGAAGAUUCAAGGAUUGCGGCAGAACAACACAGCCUCAUCAGAGACAGCCCUCGAUUGGAAUCCGGUUCCAGCAGCCAUGCCGUCCUUAUGGUAGUGCUCGUCGCGAUGGGGCUGGUGGGUUGCGGAGUUGCCGUCUGGUACGCCAUGCGCAGCCCCAACUCGCCGUCGCUGCCAUCUUCGAAGCAACCUCUGUGCUCGCAGCGGGACUUGAGUCUGUCCACGGAGGAGAAAGAACACGACUGUACCGUCGUCAGCUUCGUCACCAUCGCGGGACAACCUGUUGCUGUGUUACCAGAUACUUCAGUGAGCGAAGCUUAACGGGGGUGAACCACAGCGCAACCAUUGCACGUCAUAGGAAACAUCCUUGUCUGGUCAAAGCAGCCACAUAGCACUCCCUGUAUCGACUGAAGAACUUGAAAGGUGUUACCUUGCUACCUGGUCGGAUGAAUUCAUCGAAAAUGCAACCGCGUCGGUAGGGCGCUAUGUUUGCAAUGUCACGUGAUUGCAGUCCUGAGAACGCGUGCAUUGUUCUCUCAAGGACCCCAGGUGAUAUUCUGUACUUAUAGGAACAGUUCUUAGACAUUAUGGAAUGAAUUUGCCGUCGUUUGUUGCGCAUAAUAAUUUGCAGUAGCUUAUAGACGCAUCAGUUCCGCUCAGCGGCCUAACCAGCUUGCACUAGUGGAGUUGCAUCGAAUACUAAUUUCCAAAAACGAGAGCUUAAUUAUGUCGUGCCUCAAGUUCCGGUGUUGCCUGCAACUUUCAUAGCGUACACUGUCUACACUAAUGAGUGUCAUGGAGAUUCUAAUGUGUGGUGCUACAGAACACGGAAUGCCACCUGAUGACACUAGGUUCUUGUUUCUAGCUAUUUGAAUCAACCAUGCCAAAUCUAGUCUAGGCAAUUCACAGUCUUGCUCUGCAAGAAAAACAAAACAAAACAAAAAAACACAUUCUUGCAUUUUGCUCACUUUUAUCGCACGCGAUGCUUUUUCCUCUCCAUUCUUUCACUGCUCUUGCGAAGCACCGCUUGCUUAAAAAUUGUUUUAUGUCCUGUUACAGGAAAGUACUUGUUCAUCCCACGUUUCCACAAUACCCUUAUUUAUUCUGUCACAUUUCAUUUUCACGGAAUAAAGUGUCGUCAACUGGAAA
Messenger RNA from Ornithodoros turicata, 2381 nucleotides. RefSeq lists its product as uncharacterized. Lineage: Eukaryota; Metazoa; Arthropoda; Arachnida; Ixodida; Argasidae. The record is from RefSeq and is a predicted model, not a curated record. The transcript has 10 exons. Bases 249 to 1553 code for a protein of 434 amino acids.